Molecule: messenger RNA, 1940 nt
Organism: Spea bombifrons (plains spadefoot toad)
Lineage: Eukaryota; Metazoa; Chordata; Amphibia; Anura; Pelobatidae
Gene: STAMBP
Product: STAM binding protein
Exons: 10
Coding region: 56-1300 (414 amino acids)
Biological process (GO): protein K63-linked deubiquitination
Cellular component (GO): cleavage furrow; endosome
Molecular function (GO): K63-linked deubiquitinase activity; metal-dependent deubiquitinase activity; protein binding
Source: RefSeq, a predicted model, not a curated record
GAGGCAAAGCAGAAGACUGAAUAUUUCCCCGUUUUUGUCCCCUCCAGCUGUCGCCAUGCCGGAACACCAUGAUUCCAGCCUGCCCCCCGAGAACAGGAUCCGGGCUCUUGUUGCAUUGGGAACGACUGUGGAGGUUAAAGACGACAUCCCCCUGAAGCGCUAUUACAGAUCUGGCGUGGAGAUAAUCCGGAUGGCCAAUGUCUACGCGAGCGAGGGGAAUGCAGAACACGCGUUUAUUUUAUACAACAAGUAUAUAACACUAUUUCUAGAACAGCUUCCAAAACAUCGGGAAUACAAAACCACAAUCGUCCCAGAGAAAAAGGAUACGCUUAAGAAACUCAAGGAGGUGGCCUUCCCCAAAGCAGAACAGCUCAAGGCGGAACUUCAUAAGAAAUACAGCAAAGAGUAUGCCGAGUACACAGAGAAAAAGAGGAUAGAGGAGGAGGAGUAUUCCCGCCGCUUGGCUUUACAACAACAGCUGGAAACUGAGAAACAGCGGGUGGCUCGCAUGAAAAAGCAGCAAGAGGAGCAAGAACAGCUCAACGCCUUCGAGGAAAUGAUCCGUAGGAAGGAACUGGAAGCAGAGCGACUACGAGUCCUGCACCAGUUUGCACAGGACAACUCCAACAAUCCAGAAGGGCCUCUUAUUGCCGGGGUGAACGAGCCCCCAAUCCCUACACCUCUGCCCGCCACUGACGCUGUCUUGCCCAAACCACCUGCUGUAGACAGAACGCUGAAGCCAACUUCCAUAGACCAGAAUGAGGGAUAUGUGCCCACUAGGGGGCUGCGCCACGUGAGGAUUCCUCGGGAUGUGUGCUGGAAGUUCUUGCAUCUGGCAGAAAGUAACACGCAGCGAGGAGUGGAGACCUGCGGGAUCCUGUGCGGGAAACUGAUGCAAAAUCAGUUCACUAUCACACACGUCAUUGUGCCAAAACAGUCCGGAGGGCCUGAUUACUGCAACACAGAGAACGAGGAGGAGCUCUUCCUGAUACAGGACCAGCAUGGGUUGAUCACGCUAGGCUGGAUACACACUCAUCCCACUCAGACUGCCUUUCUGUCCAGCGUGGACCUGCAUACCCACUGCUCCUACCAAAUGAUGCUCCCGGAGUCCAUUGCUAUUGUCUGUUCUCCCAAAUUCAACGAAACGGGAUUCUUCCAACUGACAGAGCAUGGCAUGGUAGAUAUUGGAGAAUGUCGACAGAACGGGUUUCACCCCCAUUGCAAGGACCCACCUCUAUUUUGUGCCAGCAGCCACAUUUCCGUUUGUGAGCUUGACGUCGCAGUAAUGGACCUGCGAUAAUUCACCCCCCCCACGGCUACACCGACAGCACCCGUCGACCCCUCUCCUGACCCUGUGACUCUCCAGAUUGCCAUUAAUAUCACUGCAAAGAACUGUAAAUAGGUAGUGACUUUGCAGGAUCUCAACGAUUUGUUCAUCGAACAGUGUAGAUAAAUAGUGUUGUUUUAUGGUGGAAGGAGGUGAGAUUGCACACUCCUCUGGAGCAAACAUCAGGGUGCACGGGAUUCUUGGCUCAUGGCCAUUAAAUCCGAAGCACAGCACUGUUGGCAACCCAUAGCGUAAGAUUACCUCUCCGGUUGUGGUCGGCGCCAGGAGAUCUGACCGCUGCAUGAUAACAUUCUUUUCUCCGUGUGCUUUAUAAAAUAAAGCAAUGUUAAUUCCACACACUACUCGCUGUAAAACAGCCAUAGACCUUAAAGUACAGAUAAAAGAUAAAGAAUUGAUUUAUUUUUUUCAAUCUCAGAGGGAGAUUUAUAAAUAUUUACUACCUGGAUAAUGUAACCUUCUGUGUUAUGUGUACCAUAUUAUUGAAAACACGGGUUUAUAGUAUUACUGUAUCUACCCUUUGCCAGCAUUCACAGAUUAAACAAUGUGGGCUGUGCCACCUAAUUCUUUACAUUAGUCGGUAAAGCAGAAGAAA